Molecule: messenger RNA, 3249 nt
Organism: Salvelinus sp. IW2-2015
Lineage: Eukaryota; Metazoa; Chordata; Actinopteri; Salmoniformes; Salmonidae
Product: transcription factor E2F8-like
Exons: 10
Coding region: 35-2098 (687 amino acids)
Biological process (GO): regulation of transcription by RNA polymerase II
Cellular component (GO): RNA polymerase II transcription regulator complex
Molecular function (GO): RNA polymerase II cis-regulatory region sequence-specific DNA binding; DNA-binding transcription factor activity, RNA polymerase II-specific
Source: RefSeq, a predicted model, not a curated record
GGAGGUGGAGGGAGGAGAACAGGGCCAGAAGGAGAUGUUCUUCGUGGAGCUUCCUGGGGUGGAGUUUAAAGCAGCCUCGGUGAACAGCAGGAAGGACAAGUCUCUGAGGGUGAUGAGCCAGAAGUUUGUCAUGUUGUUCCUGGUGUCCACYCCUCGGGUGGUCAGUUUGGAGGUGGCUGCCAGGAUCCUCAUUGGAGAGGACCAGGUGGCUGAUCAGGACAAGAGCAAGUUCAAGACUAAGGUCCGUAGGCUGUAUGACAUAGCCAACGUGCUGCGGAGCCUGAAGCUGAUAGAGAAGGUCCAUGUGACAGAGGAAAGAGGGAGGAAGCCAGCCUUUGAAUGGACCGGCCCUGAGGACUUCCCCAGUGUGAAGGAGACCACUGCCACUACAGCCACUGCCAAGAGGACACUUGAGUCUCGUACCUCCGUAGACAACUGUGCCAAAAAUCUCUUCUCCUCUCCUGGGAGCAAACGCAGCUUCACCCGUCACCCCUCCCUCAUCAAACUGGCCAAGAGCAUCCAGGAAGACCGGCGCAAGAUCAACUCAGCCCCCACCAGCCCUGUCAAGAAUGAUUCCUCGAGCAGCGAGUUCUUUCCCACCAAAAUGGCUCAACUAGCGGCAAURUGUAAGAUCCAGCUUGACCAGCAAUCAAACGAGGUUGUUGACAGGACACCUAAGCCUGCAGUUACUYUGAGUGAGGCAGUGCCAGAUCAUGAACAGAAAGCUGCUAAAAAGCCAGGAGCUCCCCAGCCGCCAGUAUUAACACCCACAGAACCCCGUGCCAGCACUGUCCACCUCACCCCACAGGCACAGUUCACCCCCCAACCUACUGGGGCAAUGUCCUUCCACCCUGCCCAGUGUUCACCUCUCAUCCCUGUGCUGCUGCCCCAACUCCAGGGAGGCGGACCCUACGCCAUCUACAUGCACCACUCCUCCUUCAGGCCACACCCCCUAACUAGGCCUCAGCCAACCAGCCUCGCUGUGCGCUCCAUGACCUUCGAGGAUAAGACGGGGCGGAGCCCGAGUGAUGUCACAGUGCACGGCCACUCGCCUGCUACGAACAACCAGCCAACCAGCAGCCCCUCAGCACUAAAACGUGUGUGUUCAGCGAGACCCUCCGAGGAAAGCCCCUCCAAGGCCAAGAGGAUUGACCCCAGCACCAGGGACACGUCUCCUAAGCUGUGUGAGAUCCUCCAGGCUCGUCUGAAGGCGCGUCGCGGGGGACUCCUCUCCAACCGUCCCUCGCCCCGAGCKCUCCACUUGGACCCCGAGUUUGUCAACACACCUGGGAGCUCAGUGGCCGCCGCAGCCAAUCAGACACUGGAGCAGAACCUGGAGACCUUCCUGGAGAAGGAGGAGAAGGUCGCGACCUCAGACAGCGAGGCAGGGCUCACGCCGGUCAGAGCUGUUCCACUGACCCCCCAACACCUACACACAGAGACUCUGAUCCCCACGGGCUACCUGAUCCCUAUCUCCCAGCAGUCCCUCUUCAGCUACAAAGACAUCCACAACACCGAGAGCAGCAAAGCCACCACACCCACCUACAACAUCUACCACACACCCACUGCAGGCUCUAGACCUCCCCCGAUCCAGGAGUUCACCCCCACCAGCCUCUCCCUCCACAGGCCUCCCCCCGCCUCGCCCUUCUCUACCCCGGGGCACCGCUUCCACAGCCCCAGCCCUGCCAUCCUCAACUUUACCCUGCAGAACCUGGGCCUCAUCCCUGGGCCUGGCUCUGUACCCGCUUGCAGCCCUGGCACUGCCCAAACCCCGGAGCACCCCAGCUCCGUGCCCCUGCCUCCCCACCUGGGCCUGCAUCAGAGGGGCGGCAUGGUSUUCGUUAAGCCCAUGUCCCCCGUGUCAGUCCAACACCAGAUGACCGGCCCAGGCGGGCAACCACUCACGCUAAUCAGCCUACAGCAGGUGACCACGCCCAAAGGGACAGCCCUCACCCAGCACAGUUUCUUCCACACCCCUGUCUCCCUCUCCCCGCUGGCUACCGUGGUAACCACCAGCCACGGACACACGGCGCCGGCGGGCGCUAAAACCGUUUACAUCCCUCAGAGGAAGCUGGAAGUCACCACUGAGGACACCUAAAGACUAUGCUGCUACACAACCUGUGUGUGUGUGUGUGUGUGUGUGCACCAGCCCUUCAAUGUGUGUGUCUGUGCAUGUCUGCAUGGUUUUCUAUGGUCUGACUGUCAUAUGUUUAAGGCGUACUGUAGGUUGAGUGAUUUUUAUGUUUUAGGGUAUGUGAUGUCUCCAAAUGAUUUAAUCCAAAACUAGUCCAUGGGUUAUUCCAGCGUUCCCCAAACUCGGUCCUCGGGACCCCAAAGGGUGCGCGUUUUUGGUUUUUGCACUACACAGCUGAUUCCAAUGAUCAAAGCUUGUUGAUUAUUUGAAUCAGCUGUGUAGUGCUAGGGCAAAAACCAAAACGUGCACCAUUUGGGGGAGCGAGUUUCGGAAGCCUUGGUUAAUUCCAUUUCUACAGGGGGAAAGACAAAGUAUGUGAAAACUCCAUACAGAAACAGCUGCGUGUCACCGUCAGCACAGCUAGCUCCAAAUAUAACUCUGAUGGAGAGACCAGCCAUGGUAAAUACUCUUAACCCUGGGGCUUUGAGACACAAUAUGCCGGAUAUUACUGUGUAAUACUAUAAUACUACAGCAUACUUWUGAUACUGGUUUAUGUAUGGAUUUAUGAUUAGGGAUCACCAGUAGGUAUUAAACUGGUGAGGGGUGUAUUCUGUGUCUAAAUACAAAAUAGUGAAACAGUCUGUCUUAUUUAGGUUUUUGAAGGGUUGUUUGCCAAAAAUCUAAUAUGCUGGCUGAGUAUUUCAACAUUUCUCAAAGAGAAGUUGUAUUGAAGUCCCAUUUACAUCAUCAACGUGCCAUAAAGAAGAACAACUUAACCUCAGUUCACCGGGAUGACAUUAAUAUGUGACAGCAGGACUUUAAUGACUGAAAGAGAAUUUUCUUUUUGAAAACUAUUGUAGAAUAACUGUUUUUGUYUGUGUAAAAUUGGUAAGAUUACAAUUUUGCACGUUGUACAUGUUCACUGUUAGCCUUAAAAAGCUGGAUUGUAUGUGAUUCAACUGUAAGGGGUGAAUGUAUGCGAUGGCUUCCUACCUUAGGCAAAUCACGUGAUUGAAAUUGGAUCUUAAUGUAUAAGGAAUGGACUUUAAGCAUUAAAUUCAGCUCAGAUGUCCUUGUAUAUAAAAUGGUAAAUAAACAUAAUAUUUUUAAACCGA